CCAGUGUAUCUAACGGAGCGGAAUCCUCGGGCUGGCUCUGUCCUUCUGCAAACAUGUCCAGCCCGAAGAACAAACCGGGCCGGAACCCUGCAGAGAGUCACCGGCAAGAGUCCGCGCAGCUGCUGAUCUUCAACUUCUUGCUGAUCCUCACCCUGUUGACAAUUUGGCUUUUUAAACACCGGAGAGUGCGCUUUCUGCAUGAGACUGGCGGGGCUAUGUUUUACGGUCUGAUAAUGGGACUGAUCCUACGUUAUGCCAUUCCGUCCCCUGAUCCUGAAAACAGUAUCGUGCACAGUUGUGAGAAUGUGACCACUAGCCCUGGGACUUUGCUGCUAAACGUUACAGACCGCUUAUACGAGUAUGAAUUCAAGCGGGAGAUUGCCAAACACAACGCGAAUAAUCGGCAGGGGAAUGAGAUCCUUCGGAAGGUCACGUUUGAUUCGGAAAUUUUCUUUAAUGUCCUCUUACCUCCGAUAAUAUUCUACGCUGGAUACAGCCUGAAAAAGAGACAGUUCUUCAGGAAUUUGGGGUCAAUUCUAACCUAUGCUUUCAUUGGCACUGCCAUUUCCUGUAUUGUGAUUGGGGGCAUCAUGUACGGUUUUGUCACGGCAAUGGUCAACCUCGGCCAACUGAACAAACGUGACUUCUACUUCACUGACUGCCUACUGUUCGGAGCUCUGAUUUCAGCGACAGACCCAGUGACCGUGCUCGCCAUCUUUCACGAGCUCGACGUAGACGUCCAGCUGUACACGCUGCUGUUUGGGGAGAGCGUUCUGAACGACGCGGUCGCCAUUGUCCUGACAUACUCCAUCUCCAUAUACAGCCCGACGGACAACCCAGAUACAUUUGAUGCUGCUGCUUUCUUCAAAUCGGUUGGAAACUUUGUUUGGAUUUUUGCUGGUUCAUUUGCCAUGGGGUCAGCAUAUGGCGUUGUCACAGCUUUGUUAACGAAAUUCACCAAACUCUGCGAAUUCCCAAUGCUGGAGACUGGGAUCUUUUUCUUAUUGUCCUGGAGUGCAUUUCUCUCAGCAGAAGCCAGUGGCCUUACAGGAAUUGUUGCUGUGCUCUUCUGUGGAAUCACACAAGCUCAUUACACCUACAAUAACCUUUCCGAUGAAGGAAAGAUGAGGACGAAGCAGCUCUUUGAGUUUAUGAACUUCAUGGCUGAAAACUUCAUCUUUUGUUACAUGGGUGUUGCUCUGUUCACCUAUCAGAACCACAUCUUCAAUGCACUCUUCAUUUUUGGAGCCUUUAUUGCCAUCUUUGUGGCACGGGCUUGCAAUAUCUAUCCUCUGUCAUUCCUACUCAACCUGCGACGUAGAAGAAAAAUCCCUUGGAACUUCCAGCACAUGAUGAUGUUUGCAGGGCUACGAGGUGCCAUUGCAUUUGCCCUGGCAAUCCGGGACACCGACUCAAAACCCAAGCAGAUGAUGUUCACCACAACGCUGCUCAUUGUGUUCUUCACCGUCUGGGUCUUCGGAGGAGGGACCACCCAGAUGCUCACGUGGCUUCACAUCAGGGUGGGUGUAAAUCCAGAUGAUGAACUUAACAGGGAAAGUGUAUGUGUGAACAGUGGUAGUCAGCAGGAGGUAAGCAACACCAAGGCUGAAAGUGCAUGGCUGUUUCGGAUCUGGUACAACUUCGAUCACAAAUACUUAAAGCCAGCGUUGACACAUUCCGGUCCACCGCUCACAACAACGUUGCCAGCCUGGUGUGGUCCCAUUGCUAAGCUACUGACCAGCCCUCAGGCGUACCAGGACCGUCAGAAGGAAGAUGACACAGAUUAUAUAAUCAAUAACGAUGAGCUGUCGAUGUAUUAUGAAGACAAAGCAGUGCCUGCUUCCAGCUCGGGGGAGGAGCCAGGAAAGAAUAUUCCUAACCAAGAGCAACCAGGGGACAAGGAUAUCUUCCAUGAAGGAUAAAUUCAAUGAACCGUCGGCGCUACCUCUAAAUAGAUUCCAGGUGGCUGUGCAUUUGAAAUUGUUUUUUUGGCACAUUUUUUGGUGAGGGAACAAGAUAAAAAGGGAGAUUGAAAAGCUCCUAUUUACUUAGACCAAUUCAACUACUCCAGUUCUUAUGUUCCUAUUUGUACAUUCUCCUGCUUAGCAGUCUCAAAACUGUCUCAAUACUAAAAUCCAAACCCACAGCCAGAGCAGCUGGACCAAUACUUAAACGGUGAGUUCAUGAAUUCCUAACAGUAACAAGCCUGAGACCAAAAGGCUAUCUGUUGACAUUUUUGGAAGAAUGUUAUUUUAAUUCUGUCCAGAGCCUUGGGAAUUUGCCUGACCAAUCAAAUUUGUGUAACUGCACUGACUUUGAUGGCUUUUUCCUUUGAAAAGCUCUUUGAUGUCGUACUAAACUUUGCUCCUUUCUGUCUAUGAUAUAAAACAAGCCCCUGCUAGUGCCUCUUUGCAGUCAUGCAGAAAUGAUUCCUGUGCAGACUUCGCAAUAGUGCUCGGUUACUGCUGAAGAAGUACCUUUGCACUAUUAUGGAAACUUUCAAAAGUUAAUUAACAUAAAUGUAAUUGUACCUUUCUGUAUUCUUAGUAAUCUUGAAGGGUGUUAGAAUCCCAAAGGUCAGUGGUACUUUUCUUAUAAUGUAACAUUACAUUCCACUGUUCUGUUGGUGUAAUGGAUUGAAUUUCGGUUAUGUUCUUCAUAGUCUCUGGUAAUGGUUGACUAAGACAGGUCACCUAUAAACUGAAAAAAUUAUGGAACUCAACUAUUUCAGUGUCUUAGUAAAUAAAUGCAUUGUUUGAAGUCUUCUGGAAUCCUGUGCUUUGCGUUAUGCCGUGGUAUGAACCCAUACAGAUCAGAAAGUCCCAACAAUGAUCCUGGACAGGAGUCAACAUCUAACAAUGAACUUCACGGCCCCUGGGCUGGGGAGAAGUAUAGAAGCAUCUACUGUGGAAUUGCUACCCUUUCUGGAUACAGAAAGGAUUGAGGGUGUAAGACUGUGACAAAAAGCCUGACAACACUCAUUCCCAUAGCUCACAUCUGGAAGUAAGGUAGUGGAGGCUGUCAGUGCUCACAAAACUACCAAAGUGGGAAGUUGAUUUGGGGGCCCACUGCUUCCAAAGCUCCAGCCAGAAGGGUGUGUAGGUGCCAGUGUUGUACUGGAGUGGACAAGGUCAGAAGUCGCACAAUGCCACGUUAUAGUCCAGCAGGUUUAUUUGAAACCGCAAGCUUUUGUCAGGUGAUGAAGGAGCGGCGCUCUGAAAGCUUGUGAUUUCAAAUAAACCUUUUGGACGAUAACCUGGUGUCAUAUGAUUUCUGACCUUGUCCAGCUUGGAAAGGGAAGAACAAAGUUUUAGCAAGAAUGAUGAGAUUAGAUUCCCUACAGAGUGGAAACAGGCUAUUUGAUCUAACAAGUCCACACCAACCCACUGAACAGUAACACACCCAGACCUAUUCUCCUACGUUUACCCCUGAGUAAUGCACCUAACACUAUGGGCAAUUUAAUACAGUCAAUUCACCCAACUUGCACAUCUUUGGACUGUGGGAGGAAACCCGCACAGAUACAGGGAGAAUGUGCAAACUCCACACAGAUAGUUGCCUGAGGCUGGAAUUAAACCCUGGUCCCAGGUGCUGUGAGGCAGCAGUGCUAACUAUUGAGCCACUGUACUGCUGCUUAGAGGUAGGAAUCUGGCUUUCUGAUCACUGGGUUUCAAUAAAGGCUUCCAAAAUACGUUUGAUGCUGGGCAAUUAACAUUUCAAAACCGUGAUUGAUCUCUUUCUGUUAGGAAAGGUUAUUAUGGGUUAAAGAAUCAAAGCAGCUGGGAUACAGACAGAGCCAUGAUUUAACUGUGUAGCAGAGGAGGCUAGAUACUUCCUUAAGGUAGAUGCUACUUAUAACAGAAUGUAAACAGUAUGUUGGAUUAGGAUUUGUCUGAAAGGCUUCGCUCCAUCACAUUUAACAUGCACCUCCUGGGGGAAAAAAAGGGAAGAUUAUGUUUCUGCAUCUGAGUUAAACCGAAUUGUUCAAAAAAAAAGUACUGUCAGUAUUUGUUGGUGUAAAUGUUGCUGUGAAAUAGCUAAUGAGGUUCUCCAAUUCUUUCCGAUAUACCUAAAAUUCAAACCAAUCUAAUACUGUACAUAUUUUAUACAGGCUACACUUAGCCCUUGUCAUGAUCGUAACUUCACAGACUGUUAAUCUCUGUUAUAUUGUUAACUAUUAUUUGUGAAAUAACCUUUUAUCUCUUUGGGUUUGCAAUGAACGGGAUGAAAGUCUGUUCUGAAAUUUUCUGGAACUUUGUAUUAUGCAUUAGUAAAUUUGCUGUAAUAGAGACAUUGGGUAAUCUUACAACAGACCCUGCAGCUCAUGUAGAGCAAUGCCAUUUCUCUUACAUUUGGAGUGAUCUCCAAGAAACAGAUGAAGGCAUCAUUUUGUCUUACAUCAUUGGAGAGGCUACGAAAAGCAGUAUCUAACCUUUCUCAGUAUGUGUGUGCUGCAGAAAUAUAAAACAUACAGUUGUCAUCUUUGCUUUGUCACACAUAUUGGAGACAGUCAAAUCCUUUGACAUUCAGACAAGAUGAUUUUAGUUAGCUCUCAGAUAGUUUAUAAGGAGUCUCAUGGUAUGAUAACGCGGGACUUCAUGAACCAGAAAUAGAAAUAAACAAAAAACAAAAAAAUUUCCAGCCCAGGAACAGGCCCUUCGGCCCUCCAAGCCUGAGCCGAUCCAAAUCUACUGUCUAAACCUGUCGCCCAAUUCCUAAGCAUCUGUAUCCCUCUGCUCCCCACCUACUCAUGCAUCUUAAAUGAAUCUACCGUACCUGCCUCUACUACCUCUGCUGGCAACGCGUUCCAGGCACCUACUGUGUAAAGUACUUGCCGCAUGUAUCCUACUUAAACUUUUCACCUCUCUCCUUGAAAGCGUGGCCUCUCGUUAUUGAAUCCUUCACCCUGGGAAAAAGCUUAUCUCUACCUACCUUAUCUAUACCCUUGAUGAAUGGUGAACUUUAAUUUAAUUCAAAACAAAGUCUUGAUUUACCUUCAUGAAAAUGAUGUUGACAAAACGGAAGGACAAACAAUAAAUCAUACGUGGCAAAACCUUGAAAUAUCGAUUCAGUAACAGAGGCUGCACAGGGAAGGGAGGUUUUUUGUGUGUUUACUCAGGGGAUACAGGCCCAGCAUUUAUUGUCCAUCCCUAAUUGUCCAAAGGUCAAUUAAGAGCCAACCACAUUCCUGUGGGUCAUGUAGGUCAAGCUGCCAGAUUUCCUUUUCUAAAGGACAUUAGUGAACCAUAAUCCAUGUUAGUUACUAUGGUCACUAUUACUGACACUAGCUUUACAUUUCAGGUUUUUAAUGAACUGAAUGUAAUUAGCUUCAGUCUCUGGAUUACUGUACCUGUGGCAUUACUAUCACAAACUUAACAUUUUUCUAUAAAAGAUGGUGGAAAACGAAUGACCCUCUGUCAUAUCAGCAUCCUACACUAUUUUAAUUGAAAUUGUGGAAAAAUUGCUUCUUAACUGAUAUUUCUUUGACUCUCUCAGAUUAUGUACCGUCGAGAAUCAAAAUAGUUGUUGUCUUUGUUGCUACCACAAGUAGACAUUCCCAAAAAUCACCAUCUCCAUCACAGGCAGUGCCUAACUACCAAAGAAAAUGGCCAAAGUUAAACAAAAGAGCAAGAAUUAAAAGUAGCAAACUACCUAUCUGAAAUCCUGUCUUCCUUUCCAAAAACUAACUUUAAACAAACUUGCCUGUCAUGUAUUUUCUGUACCAAGGGUGUAAGAUGCCUUCGCAGUGUGACCUGUUAUAACUUGGUGCACUUUCACAAUGGAAAUAAAGUGAAACAAUUUCAA
This is a messenger RNA of Hemiscyllium ocellatum (epaulette shark), 5802 nucleotides long. RefSeq names its product sodium/hydrogen exchanger 9-like. Gene Ontology annotation, cellular component: membrane; recycling endosome. Gene Ontology annotation, molecular function: sodium:proton antiporter activity. Gene Ontology annotation, biological process: proton transmembrane transport; regulation of pH; sodium ion transport. Lineage: Eukaryota; Metazoa; Chordata; Chondrichthyes; Orectolobiformes; Hemiscylliidae. Bases 54 to 1922 code for a protein of 622 amino acids. The transcript has 16 exons. The record is from RefSeq and is a predicted model, not a curated record.